Molecule: messenger RNA, 1509 nt
Organism: Gaeumannomyces tritici R3-111a-1
Lineage: Eukaryota; Fungi; Ascomycota; Sordariomycetes; Magnaporthales; Magnaporthaceae
Product: YOP1
Exons: 4
Coding region: 357-866 (169 amino acids)
Source: RefSeq, a predicted model, not a curated record
CUGAGCUUCCAUAACUUGGGCCCGAAUGCGAGACACAGAACGCCCACCUCACACAAAUCACCUAAACCGCAAUCCGCAAAUACUACGCAACCACCCAGCCAGUCAGUCUCCCACCCCCCCAACGCCCAACUCUUCCGCAUCAUAAAGCAGAGCCAGCCCCUUUUGCUCCUCAUCCUCGCUGCAGAACGACUUGGCUUCCGCAGACGUCAGUACUAAGAGAAAACAAUACCGCGGCCUUUCUCCUGCUCCUACUCGCUCAGAAAUAGCUUCCUCUCCCGCUCUUAUCAAGCCACGUAAUUGCCGGGUCACCCCCUCCCCGCCGCAUUGUGAAGAUCUCCCACCACACCCGCACAAACAUGUCGUCCCCUCAGGACCGCGCCCAGUACUACAUCGGGCAGCUCGACCGUGAGCUGUCCAAGUACCCCGCCCUCAACAACCUCGAGAAGCAGUUCGGCGUCCCCAAGGCCUACGCCGUCGUCGGCGUCGUGGCCCUCUACUUCUUCCUGAUCGCCUUCAACCUCGGCGGCCAGCUCCUUACCAACAUUGCCGGCUUUGGAAUUCCCGCCUACUACUCGCUGGGUGCCCUCUUUACCGCGAACAAGGAGGACGACACGCAAUGGCUCACUUACUGGGUCGUUUUUUCUCUCUUCACUGUCAUAGAGAGCCUGGUUAGCGUUGUCUACUGGUUCCCCUUCUACUACACCUUCAAGUUUGUCUUUCUCCUGUGGCUGUCGCUUCCGGCUUUCCGCGGCGCCGACAUUGUGUUCCGCUCGUUCCUCCAGCCCACCCUUUCGCGCUACUUUGUGCACGGCUCGCCGUCCAGCAACCUCCGGGCCAAGGCCGACGCGCUCAACAAGGAUCAGUAAGCGACUGGCGCGGUCUUGGGUGACCCGGACGCCCUCAUGGCGGCGAACGCGGGCGAAGCUCCCCGCGGGGCAUGUCGGGGCUUCAGACAAGUCGCAAAAGCAUGAUUACUGUACGUCGCGGCGCGCAAUGGGUCGCUCGCACCACCGGCAAAAACGGGGCAAGUUAUGAACGACACCUAGUGCAGGGCUAGCCCGGCAUUCCGGUCCGGAUCGACGAUGGACGGGCCACCGGUACCAGGCUCAGUACAGUUACAAGGAUAUUCAUCUUGGGUAUGAAAGUUCAUGAUGGGGCAUAGCACGGAACGGGGACGGCACGGAUAUGGGGAUAGGAUGGUAUGGCUGGUUACAGGUUGGAUUUACAGCUGUAGGGGACAUGGUUUAUAGGGGACGGCGGGUUUCCUGGUGGGCUUCAAUAGAAGUAUCUGGUUAUUUAUGGGGUUGUUCCUGCUGUGUUAGGCGCUACGUGACGGCACUCGAUGUAUUCUCCGGACAGUCUUUAUAUGUUACACCCCAUGUCACAAGGACGACCUCAUAUUGCUGUUCUGGGCUUUUUUGCACUGCGUUGGCAUCCUACUGUCCUUUGCACAGAAAAAAAACACAAAAAAACAAGAGCUCGUGCUCCAGGCCGGUGUGUGUAACCCCG